AUGGAGUCCCUAUCAGAGACGUCCUGGGAUGUUGUCAUCUGUGGGACGGGGCUCCAACAGGCCCUGCUUGCGCUUGCCCUUUCCCGUUCCAACAAAAAGAUACUCCAUAUAGACCCCAACGAGUACUACGGCGGCCCAGACGCCGCCCUGACUCUCCAAGAGGUCUCCCGCUGGGUAGAUGACCACGCCUCCUCGUCAGACAAGGACGGCAUCUUCAAAUCAGCGUCCAUCACAAAGGCCCUGGAGUCGGAAAGCUUGCCCUCUCGAGCCUAUUCCCUCUCCCUCUCGCCGCAGAUUAUCCAUGCCCGCUCUGCGCUGCUCUCGCAGCUCGUGUCGUCGCGUGCCUACCGCCAGCUCGAGUUCCUCGCCGUCGGAUCCUUCUUCGUCUAUGAGCCUGCCACAGAGGAUGGUGCAAAGCCUUCGCUGACGCGGAUCCCCUCGACGAGAGAGGCCGUGUUCUCAAGCUCGGCGAUUAAACCAAAGGCGAAACGGGCUUUGAUGAAGUUUCUCAAGUUCGUGCUAGACUAUGAGGGUGAGCCGCAGUCUGAGCUGUGGAAGGCAAGGGCGGACGAGCCGUUGGAGAGCUUUCUAGAGUCCGAGUUUAAACUUGACCCGGCGCUCCGUGCUUACGUCGUCACCCUCACUCUGAGCCAGAGCGGGAAGAUCUCGGUCAAGGACGGCUUGUCCAUCAUCCACCGCCACCUCAAUUCUAUGGGCGUGUAUGGACCAGGCUUCGCAGCUCUUUACCCCAAAUGGGGUGGAACGUCGGAGAUUGCCCAGGUCGCUUGCCGCGCUGGUGCUGUCGGCGGCGGAGUCUACAUGCUCGGCAUGGGCAUCAAGGCGCUGCGACAAGUGCCUGCAGAGGAGAACGAUGGCGCGACCCUCGAGAUCGAACUUGACAAUGACAUCACUGUCAAAGCUCGCUCGCUAGUCCGUGGUUGCGGUGAGAUACCCGCUGCCGAAACGACUGUAAGCAGGUUGGUCACCAUCAUCGGUUCGCCCCUCAGAUCGCUCUUCGAGGCCGUGGUGGAGGGAUCGCCCACGCCUACCGUCGCUGCCAUCGCUUUCCCGAAGGGAUCGUUAGAUGGUGCCUCGGACCAUCCAAUCUACGUCAUGGCUCACUCCAGUGAUACUGGGGAGUGUCCGUCCGGACAAAGCAUCCUCCAUCUCACCACCCUCUCCUCUCCCAACUCUCAACAAAUACUCUCCAACGCUCUCUCGGCCGUCAUCAUAGCCCUCUCUACAGAAGGAGAAGAGUCCCCAAAGCGUCUCUACCAGUUCUCCUACGAACAAUCCCAAAGUUCCCCAGACCUCUCCAUCGACGGAACUAUUAUCACCCUUCCCUCUCCUCGUCUAGAUCUUGCGUUUGAUGACGCGUCUCUCGAUCCUAUCCGUGAGACGUGGGACGCGGUGAAUCGGAUUUUGGGCGAGGGUGAUCCGGGUGAUUACAUGAUGUUCGAGGAUAGGGAGGGCGUGGAUGAGGAUGAUGAGUUGUAA
Molecule: messenger RNA, 1497 nt
Organism: Scedosporium apiospermum
Lineage: Eukaryota; Fungi; Ascomycota; Sordariomycetes; Microascales; Microascaceae
Exons: 3
Coding region: 1-1497 (498 amino acids)
Biological process (GO): vesicle-mediated transport; protein geranylgeranylation; small GTPase-mediated signal transduction
Cellular component (GO): Rab-protein geranylgeranyltransferase complex; cytosol; nucleus
Molecular function (GO): GDP-dissociation inhibitor activity
Source: RefSeq, a predicted model, not a curated record